AAACGAGCAGCUAGACUGCUAGAACACACUGAAACAAACACACGCUAAAACGUGCGCUAGAGCAUAUUCACUGGCGGGCAAAGCACCUCACGACUCAAGUUAUCACUCUGAUCAAACGCUUUCGCUGAAACUGAGUUUAAACCAGAGGUUAAUGUUCCUUGAACUCCUAUAUCUGUUUUAUUUAUGGUAUUUUGAAUGUUGUUUGAGACUAUAAUGAUGGGUAUCAGAGGUAAUUAAUAUGCGCAACUUGGGCCGGAUGUGCGACGAAACAGGAAGGCAGUGAUUGAUUGAUUGCAAACCAAGAUGCCUUUUUUUUUAAAUCGUGGUUAUUCGAACCUUUUUUUUCCUUCGAUUUUUCUAUUCUAUUUCAAAAAUAAUGCAACAUAUUAUAGCGUAAAACUGAUAUCGAUCUACUGCCGUGCUCAUUUUCCACGCUAGUCUUGUUGCUGUAGCGAGGGGGACCAAAAGUCAAUGUUGCGUCUGAGAGCUUUGUCUGACGUCCUAUUGGCUCAUUUCUACAAUUAGUCUUUUGUUGAACGUCAAUUGAUGACAAACACCAGAAAAAUGGAAUUUGUAACCAGACUCGAUGUAAUGACACAUUGCGCUUAGUUCCCAACUGCGUGUGCGGCGUGUACCGUACUUCACUAAACAAACUAAAACACUAGAAGACUGAAAAUGGCUGCCCGAGAUAGAACGGAGAGUAAAAUCAAAUACGAGCCAGCAACUGAAGAAGAUCAACUAAAGACAGGCAACUGUUGCGCCAGAACCAAGUCGUGGUUUACGCAGUUCCCAAGAGCAACAUGGCCUAUUUUGGUUACCGAGUUUGGAGAACGUUUCUCAUAUUAUGGCAUCAAAACUGUGCUUGUGCUGUACCUAACCAAAGAUCUGAUGUUCAACAAGGCCGAUGGGAAGACCAUCUACCAUGCCUUUAGUAUGACAAGCUACUUCACUGGGGUGAUUGGCGCCAUGAUCGCUGACAGCUUUCUUGGUAAAUACAGGACCAUCGCCUACACUCUGUUCGUCUAUUCUUUAUCGGAGAUGCUGUUGACCGCUACUAGUGCAGACACUAUUGGCAACCGAUCUUCUAUUGGUCCCCUGAUUGCUCUGUUCCUGAUGGCCAUUGCAUGCGGUAACAUCAAGCCAUGUUUAGCUGCGUUUGGUGGUGAUCAAUUCCGCGCUGAUCAGGAACAUCUUCUAGAUCUGUUCUUCGCUAUGUUUUAUGCCUCCGUCAACGUUGGUGCUGUCCUCUGCAUGUACUUCAUUCCGAUAGUCAGGACUGAUGUACAGUGUUAUGGCAGGGACUGCUACCCCGCUGUGUUUGGCAUCAACACUGUUCUUAUUAUCGUGGCUUUUUUGGCAUUCAUUGGUGGGAAGCGUAUGUACACCUUAAAAGACCCAGCAGGGAAUGUGUUCAUCAAAGUUAUCAAAAUAGUUGGGCAUGCACUAGGAAACAAGAUAUCUGGAAGUGGUCCUCCUAACACCACUCACUGGCUGGACAAUGCUCUGGACACUUAUGAGCAAAAAGAAGUCAACGAUGUUCGCAUGUUGUUGCGUGUUCUCGUCAUGUAUAUACCACUACCUGUAUUCUGGGCGUUGUUCCAUCAACAGGGAUCCAGUUGGACUCUUCAAGCAGAGCAGAUGGACGGCGAUUUGGGUCCACUUGGUACACUACGAUCGGAUCAGAUUCAGGCUCUCAACCCUAUCCUGGUUCUGAUCUUGAUUCCUUUGUAUGAUGCUGUUAUCUACCCAAUGUUUGAACGAUGUCAAUUCCCCCUGAGUCCCUUGAAGCGAAUGACGGGAGGUCUUGGUCUUGCGGGCGUGGCUUUUGUCAUCUGUGCGUUCGUCCAAAUCAAGAUCCAGACGGUAGGUGUUGGUCCUUCCAUUCCAUCUUCGGGUCACACAAGCGUCCAGUUCAUCAACACCAUUCCAUGUGAUGUCAGUAUUAAUCCUACCUCCUUCUUUAGAGUGGAUCUCAAGUAUGGCGAGAGAUCUCAAGUCUAUGAAGGACAGUUUGGUAUGAAUAGUUUUCGAAUAACUACAAUGAGCUGCAAUAUCACUGAAGAUACAGUAACCAAGAUUCUAGAAGACCAAACUGUAGUGAGUGCUGUAAUCGGCUUCAACGACAAGAAUGAGCCUACCAUGUCACAGCACACGAUGAAACUCCCUGGAGUAGACAUUGAGACUGCUGUCAGUCGUGUCAGAAUACUGUACACGUCUAAUGAUAAGAUGACCGAACAAGUUGACAUCAAACUUGAUAAUGUCAUCGAUGACAAAAAAUCAACAGUCUUGAAGAACAUGUCCUCGUCGACUGACAAGUAUCAAGAUAUCCCUACAGGAGAGUAUGUAAUCAGCGAGCUCAUCGGUCGCAAGGGCAACACUUCAACUGUAUACAAACCCAAGUCCUCUAAAAGACUCAAGUUGGCUAAUUUUGGUGCCUUCACACUCGUCAUCAGUCCAUCCAAGGAUGGCAAGUUUGAUGUACACAUCUUCGAGGACGCACCAGGCACAUCUGUGUCUCGACUGUGGCAGGUCCCUCAGUACAUCGUCCUUACAGCAGCAGAGGUCAUGUUCUCCGUCACCGGUCUUGGCUUUGCUUACUCGCAGGCCCCUGCAUCCAUGAAGUCCGUUCUCCAGUCGUUUUGGCUUUUGACAGUGGCUUUUGGAGACUUGAUUGUCGUCAUUCUUUCCUCUGCUAAACCUGUCAGGGGCGUGGAGAAAGAAAUGUUUCUUUACGGUGGUCUGAUGGGUGUUAUCAUGAUCAUCUUCGGUAUCAUGUCCUACUUCUACAAGUACGUCACGCUAGAGGAGGUCUCUGCCUCUGAACACGUGUUGAGCCACGAACCCAACGGUGAAAUACCGCUUGAAGAGAAAUUCUCUGACCACGAAGACACCAAGAUAUAGAACAUAUAUCCAACCAGUCGAUUCAUUAUGUGAUUGCUUGAUUGUCAUUUUUAGCGUUUUAAGCUUUUCUUUUUUUCUUUCUUUUAAUUUUCUUUCUGCAUAACUUGACAGUAACUUGGGUUUAUGAAGGAAUGUUUGACGUCAAAACCGACCCAGUCCUCACUCGGACGUACAGAAUAAAUUAAGCAAUAAUCAACUAGAUGCAACCGCUGACCGACAACUUGAAAUCGACACUGAAUUUUGUAGAAUUAAAACUAAAUAAUAAUAAAUAUAUAUAGUAUUUUG
This is a messenger RNA of Actinia tenebrosa (Australian red waratah sea anemone), 3186 nucleotides long. RefSeq names its product solute carrier family 15 member 2. The record is from RefSeq and is a predicted model, not a curated record. Gene Ontology annotation, molecular function: transmembrane transporter activity. Gene Ontology annotation, cellular component: membrane. Lineage: Eukaryota; Metazoa; Cnidaria; Anthozoa; Actiniaria; Actiniidae. Gene Ontology annotation, biological process: transmembrane transport.